GUGUAUAUUAUGCCCGAGGGUGAGUGCAAACCGUGACACUACGCAUGAAUUGGUGACGUAGUACACAAGCACAUGCAGAAAGCAGGAUGGCGCUUGAUAUGAGGAAAAAUCAAGAUGCUCUUAUCAAGAGUUACCGGGAUGUUGUGGAUGAAAAAUCGGACACGGAUUGGUUGAUAUUUGGUUAUGAAGGUCAAUCUUCAACACUUAAAUUGGUUGGAAAAGGAGAUGGUGGUAUUGAGGAGAUGGUUGAUGACCUUAACAGUUCCAAGAUCAUGUAUGCUUACUGUAAGGUGAUGGACCCCAAUACCAACCUCCCCAAGUAUGUCCUGAUCAACUGGCCAGUACAUGUGACCAUUCAGGCGCGGAAUGAUGACGACGUGGACGAGGACAUAAUCACGGGCAAAGUGUCCAAGGCUUCGGGCUCGAACUACAGCGUACACGAUGAAAAACCCAAGAAACCAGUGAAGGAUGGCCCAGUGGGCUCUGUAUACAAACGAGUGGUAAUCGCCAAGGAAAUCAACACCAAAAAUCGCGACCAAUUCUGGGCAGAGGCAGAGAAAGAGGAACAAAAACGAGUUGCUGAGGAACGGAAAAAAGUUCUCAGUGAAAGACAUCGUGAUGUGGUGGAAAGGAAGGAAAGGGAGAAACAAGAAGCAGAGAAGCGAGAUGUCCAAGUACGUGAACGAAUGAAGUCCAUCACAGAUCAACGUAAGCUUGAACGACGUCUGAGCCAGCAAGACACGGCAACAGAAAAAGAACAAUGGGAAAAAGAACAGGAUUUGGCAUAUAAGGAGGAAACAGCGAGAGGAAAACGAAGCGAGGUGGUGAGAAAAGAGCGAGCCGCUGAGGCGACUAAAUUAACCUCCAAUUCAGCGGCCAACGCUCGGGCGUUGUUCCGUAGGAAAGAAUCGGAGAGUAUGGACGAACCACCAUCUCCCAUCAGACGAGGACCCCCUCCUCCCCCAAAGAAACUGCGACAGCCAGCUUUCCUCAGUCAAGAACAACAGUACAAUGGACAACCAAAACAACCCAUCAGCUUACCAACAGAAAACACGGGCGACGACGUUUUCUCACAAGACCGCAGUCCGCCAAAGCAGCCAGUCAGGGAACCUUCACCUCCCCCACGGGAACCCUCCCCUCCCCCACGGGAACCAUCCCCUCCCCCACGGGAACCCUCCCCUCCCCCAAGAGAACCCUCUCCUCCCCCUAGAGAACCAUCUCCACCCCCAAGGGAGCCUUCGCCAGAGCCUCAAUUGCCGGUGAUGCGGGAACCAUCCCCAACACCCCAGCAGCCCGUCAUGAGAGAGCCAUCACCACCUCCCAAAGUCACACAGCUCCCUAGGGGCCGGAACCUACUGGCUGAUGGACUGCCCAAACGCCAGGAAUCUGAUGAGGAGGAGGAAAAGGACGAUGAUUGGGAUGACAACGAAGACAGCACACCUGAUGUGGUUCCCUCCGUGCACGUGGACCAGCCUCAGUAUGAUGAGGGUGAGCUGGAGGCUUACCAACAGCAGGCAGAGGAACAGGAACAAGCUAGGGUAGCACAGAGUCAGGGACAGUGUGCGCGGGCCCUCUACGAUUACCAAGCUUCUGAUGAGACUGAAAUAACCUUUGACCCUGAUGACAUCAUCUUGAACAUCGACCAGAUUGACCCAGGAUGGUGGAUGGGCACAGAUCCCUCAGGAAAACACGGAAUGUUUCCCGCGAACUAUGUCGAGCUCAUCUAGGCUUACAAACAUUAAUUACCAUAAUGGUUAAACUAGCAGUACUUAAACAACGUUAACAAUUAAUAUGUUCUGUCGAAGUUCACAGGAAUUAGUGUUCAAAAAUUUGGGAAUUAAAAUUCUCUUUUACAGUAAAUUAAAAUCCUUCACCAUUUUAUGUUAUUCAAGUGGAAUUGACACUGUUUGCAAAUUCAGAUUUUUAAAUUGCCGAAUUAUGUAUCCAGAAUAUGUGUGUGGUUUACUGGAAAGCACCUUAAGUAAUUGCCAGCGUAUUGUGACUAACAGUCAGCAUACAUUGAAUGUGUAGCCAAUCAGAUGCAUCCUUAUAAAAAUUACUUGGAAAUUCAUCCAAUCAGAAAUGUUGUUAUUUAAAUGAAUUGGAAAUUUAUCCAGUAUGAAUUGUUGUUCCAUGUAUAAUCAAUUUAGGAUGUACCAAUAUUUAACUUGAAGUUACAAGCCAUGUAAGGUUGGCAUGGUAUAAGAUGUAAAGACUACUCUAACAUUGGCUGUCUCUCUGCUGAAUGGUUUAAUUUGUUGUCACUUAACAUCAACAUUUGAAGAAUAACAUGCUUUUGUCAGGGUUAUUGUUAUGCUAUGUUUUUAUUAGUUUAUUUUAGUUGUUUAACUCUUGUUUAUAUCCAGGUGCCAGCAUUUUCCAUAUUUAUAGAAAAUGGAGAACAUAAUACUAGCAUUUUUCGUAUUAUAUUGUAAAAACUGAGGUGGUAACACUGGCUGUUUAAUAUCGAUUUUCUAAUCGGUGUAGCCCUGUUGCUCUGAACAUCGUCUGUUACGGAAUGUUUAAGCUUACCUAGGGUUAUUAUUGGAAGGGUUGAUUAAUGUUGAUACAUGUACUAUCCUACAGAAACACUUUACUACAGUCAGCUAUGCUUGAGAGACCAGCCCUAUUAAGUAAUAGAUUAAAAAAAAAAUCAAAUAUGUCUGAUAAGCUUUUGUAUUUUUUAUUGACAUAGCAAUAUUCAAUAAGAAUACUUGUUUUUAGGAUCUUGUCUUGGUCUUUUGAAAAUCAUCUUCCGAAGAAAUGACAUAUGAUGGUAGAAACCUACUACAGUAAUGAAAAACUUUGAAAGGGAGAGUGAUUGACUUAUGAAUAUUUAGAUGGUUGUAUAAUAACUGAGAAAGUUCUUCUGUAAUUUAAAAGAUUCUGUUUUGAUGGUCUUUUUCAAUGCCAUGCAUGAUGCUUAUUUUUGUUUAUGAAACUUUGUUUUUUCAGACGGUUUUAAGUUUUGUUAUCAUGUUGAAAGCUGCCAGGUUGCAGUUUUGUCAUAAUACUUGUCCUGUAUACCACACCUAUACACCAGUCCAAUCCACACCUGUAUACCACACCUCUACACCAAUCCAAUCCACACCUGUAUACCACACCUGUACACCAAUCCAAUCCACACCUGUAUACCACACCUCUACACCAAUCCAAUCCACACCUGUAUACCACACCUCUACACCAAUCCAAUCCACACCUGUAUACCACACCUCUACACCAAUCCAAUCCACACCUGUAUACCACACCUCUACACCAAUCCAAUCCACACCUGUAUACCACACCUCUACACCAAUCCAAUCCACACCUGUAUACCACACCUCUACACCAAUCCAAUCCACACCUGUAUACCACACCUCUACACCAAUCCAAUCCACACCUGUAUACCACACCUCUACACCAAUCCAAUCCACACCUGUAUACCACACCUCUACACCAAUCCAAUCCACACCUGUAUACCACACCUCUACACCAAUCCAAUCCACACCUGUACACCAAUCCAAUCCACACCUGUAUACCACACCUGUACACCAAUCCAAUCCAAUCCACACCUGUAUACCUCACCUGUACACCAAUCCAAUCCACACCUGUAUACCACACCUGUACACCAAUCCAAUCCACACCUCUACACCAAUCCAAUCCACACCUGUACACCAAUCCAAUCAACACCUGUAUACCACACCUGUACACCAAUCCAAUCCACACCUUUAUACCACACCUGUAUACCAAUCCAAUCCACACCUCUACACCAAUCCAAUCCACACCUCUACACCAAUCUAAUCCACACCUGUAUACCACACCUGUACAUCAAUCCAAUCCAAUCCACACCUGUAUACCACACCUCUACACCAAUCCAAUCCAAACCUGUAUACCACACCUGUACAUCAAUCCAAUCUAAUCCACACCUGUAUACCACACCUGUACAUCAAUCCAAUCCACACCUGUACUUAGAUUACUGUUAGUGUCAUACUCCUUAAUGUAAUACUUUGGGAUAUGCUGUUGUUUAUUUGUGCACUGGUUUUAUACACUCAUUCACAUUAUUAUAUAUAUUUAAGUCCCUUUCCCAUGAAAUUUGU
Molecule: messenger RNA, 4076 nt
Organism: Mizuhopecten yessoensis (Yesso scallop)
Lineage: Eukaryota; Metazoa; Mollusca; Bivalvia; Pectinida; Pectinidae
Product: drebrin-like protein B
Exons: 12
Coding region: 87-1727 (546 amino acids)
Biological process (GO): regulation of actin filament polymerization; positive regulation of dendritic spine morphogenesis; postsynaptic actin cytoskeleton organization
Cellular component (GO): dendrite; lamellipodium; actin filament
Molecular function (GO): actin filament binding
Source: RefSeq, a predicted model, not a curated record